ACAGUGUAGCAGGGAUGCUCUGGAUGUUUUGAGGAGCUGGAUGAUGUGAGCUAUCCUAUCUUACCGCUGUGUGCAGCAUCUGUUUCUGUUGCAUGUUUUUAAAGACAGACAGGCUUAUUGGAGAAAGGAUACAUUACUAGCUACUGAUUUAUCUAAUUGACGCUAUAUUUUAAUACACAUAGGAACAGAAAUCGAGGGAAAUGUCUUUUAGUUCGGUGCGAAAUCCCCCUCCGUUUUUAGACAGUGAGGAUCAGGAGCCAGAAUACGACACCAGGGAGCUGGACAGCGACGAUGGGGAAGAUAUAUUCACCGGAUCGGGCAAUAAGCUGUUUGCAGCAACUCCCCCAGAAACCGACCCCACCACAGACAUCUUUAGUGAAGAAGGCUCUUUCACAGUGGAGAAGAAUCAUCCACCUGCUAAAACCAACGGCGUCCAGUCCGAUGAGGAGCUGGAUUUGUUCGCAGAAGCCACAGUAGAACUGACCCUGACCACUCCAAAUAGCAGAGGGAGAAAAGAAAUCAUUGGGCCAACAGGACCACUUUCCACCACUAUGAGCACCCAGAAUAGUUUACACAUGCACAACAGUUUAAACAAACCACUUGAAGAGUUAGAGGAAGAGGAAAGUGGGGACACAUUUGAGCUCAACAUUGCUGUUACCAACCCUGAAAAGAUGGGAGAUGGCAUGAAUGCUUACAUGACUUAUAAAGUGUCCACACAGACUACACUGCCUGCGUUCCACAUUAAAACGUUUUCUGUACGUCGGCGGUUCAGUGAUUUCUUGGGUCUUUAUGAGAAGCUAUCAGUGAAGCACCAUCUGAUGGGCUGCAUCAUACCACCUCCUCCUCAGAAAAGCGUUGUUGGUAUGACUAAAGUCAAGGUAGGGAAGGAAGAUCCUUCCUCAGCUGAGUUUGUGGAGAAGAGAAGAGCAGCACUGGAGAGGUACCUCCAGAGAGUGGUGGCUCACCCAGCACUUCUGCAGGACUCUGAUGUUCAAGAGUUUUUGGAAAGAGAGGAGUUACCUAGGGCAGUGAACACCCAGGCUCUGAGUGGAUCUGGUUUCCUCAAGAUGAUAAACAAAGCAUCGGAUGCCGUGAAUAAGAUGACCAUAAAGAUGAACGAGUCUGAUAAUUGGUUUGAGAGCAAGCUACAGGAGGUGGAAAAUGAGGAGCAGUUGUUGAGGAGGCUCCAUGCUUCAGUUGACUCGUUGGUAAAUCACAGAAAAGAGAUGUGUAUCAACACUGCCAUGUUUGCUAAAAGUGUGGCCAUGUUGGGCAGUUCAGAGGAGAACUCUGCCCUGUCACGUGCUCUGUCCCAGCUAGCUGAGGUGGAGGAUAAGCUGGAGCAGCUGCACCAGGAGCAGGCCUUCAGUGACUUCUUCAUUCUAACGGAGCUGCUUGCUGACUAUGUACGACUCCUGGGGGCUGUAAGGGGCUGUUUUGAGCAGCGCAUGAAAGCGUGGCAGCGUUGGCAGGAGGCGCAGGCAACUCUGCAAAAGAAAAGAGAAGCUGAAGCAAAACUGCUCUGGGCCAACAAACCUGACAAACUACAACAAGCUAAAGAAGACUUGACUGAGUGGGAGGCUAAAGUGGGACAGUGUGAAAGAGAUUUUGAGCGAAUCAGCUCCACCUUACGGAAGGAAGUGCACAGGUUUGAGAAAGAGAAGUGCAGAGAUUUUAAACACCAUAUAGUGAAAUACCUGGAGUCUCUACUUCGCUCACAACAUCGGGUGGUGAAGUGUUGGGAAGCGUUCCUGCCAGAGGCUAAAGCUAUUGUGUGAGACUUCUACCUGAUGAUGAUGUAUCCUCCUUCCCCUGUGAAUUUCUGACCUCUAAUUAACACUAUGCUCACACAGACAUGCAGUCAUGCGCACACGCACACAUACACACACACACAAACAAACAACAAGAAAGCAUGCACAGUGCUGAAGGAAAACGGACAAUCAAGUUCUGCCCCCGUUUACUAUAUUUCAACUUGUGUUGAAUGUUUUUUCAAAGGUGCUGUUUUAUUCCAGUUCGAUCAGCUGAAAUCUACAGCCGUUCUCUGGCUGUCCCAUGAUGUCAACAACAAAUGUAUUAGCACACUUAAGUGUUGUUUUGUCCUUUAUAGAGAGAGAAGUCUCUAUAUCAUUAUGAUAGAGCUACAGAGGUUUAAGUGUAAAAAGAUUUCAUGUUUUCUUAAAACAUCUCACCACAUCCAACAAUGUUAAGAUACGAUGCAACUGAAAAGGAUCUUCUGUUUGCACUUGUGGUUUUUAAUCUAAAAAUGUAAUCUAUAGAGGAAAUAGAUUUGCAGAGAAUUUUGCAUAAGACACACAGCACAGAAUACAGCAGAACUUUAAAGUACCUAAAAUGUUCUGUUAGGCUUUUUACGUAAGACGAAAUACAAAGCAGGUUAGAAAACAAGCAUCACUUUUAAAACAUUUUUAAUUACCGGUAAAGGUCAAUACUAGCUAAAUGCAUCAGUAUUUCAGAAAGCAUUGCCAGUAAAUUCUGCUUAAAUUGGUCUUUCCCUACCCAUGUAUCUGUACAGGUUUUUUGCUGUUUUCAAAGUUCCACAUAAUUCAGUCUUUCAGAUGUAUACAAAGUGUUUCUGAAGAAACGUAUCUAUCUAUACAUGACCAGUGAACCUACAUACCUGAAAUGAUAUAUUGCAGUUGAUGCAAAACUAGUGUAAAACAAUGGCAACAGUCUUCAUAUACACUGACAUGCCAAAUUUCAUGAGAUACGAUACUAAAGCAAAGAGAAAUAUAAGUAUACUGAGAAUACCGCGUUGUAGGAUACGUGUGUGUGGCCUCUUGCAUUAAAUGGCUAUUGUCCAUGUAAACAGUAAGUAACUCUGUAAGAAUGCACAAAUGCACACGAACAUUACCACUCACUCUAAUGUCCAACGUAGGUGGUAAUGCCUUCUAUGAAGUAUUCCCGGCACAAAACCCCGACACUGCAGGUUGAGGAAUGUUUAAUGCCUUCACCAACUUCGCAAAUGGAAUGCCCCAUACCAACUACUAUCAGAUCUCAUUUAAACUCUGAUUAUUCACACUGCCUUGCUAUGAGCACACUGGCUAUUUAUUUUUGCGACCAUAAGUUCCAUCAGUAUCACCUCUUAUUUAUAGUAAUUGUGAUUUUGUACAUCUCCAGACACAGUGAAACAGGGUUCCUUUAGCCUUUGUGCAUUUAGUGCAGGUAUCUGACUUUUGGCAUGUUAGAAAACUCAACAGAAUCCAAUUUUGGAUUAAACCGUGACAGACUACCGG
Molecule: messenger RNA, 3251 nt
Organism: Astyanax mexicanus (Mexican tetra)
Lineage: Eukaryota; Metazoa; Chordata; Actinopteri; Characiformes; Acestrorhamphidae
Gene: snx1b
Product: sorting nexin 1b
Exons: 15
Coding region: 201-1778 (525 amino acids)
Biological process (GO): intracellular protein transport; early endosome to Golgi transport
Cellular component (GO): endosome; endosome membrane
Molecular function (GO): phosphatidylinositol binding
Source: RefSeq, a predicted model, not a curated record